Messenger RNA from Penicillium cataractarum, 1371 nucleotides. RefSeq lists its product as uncharacterized. The transcript has 3 exons. NCBI's taxonomy places the organism in Eukaryota, Fungi, Ascomycota, Eurotiomycetes, Eurotiales, Aspergillaceae. The record is from RefSeq and is a predicted model, not a curated record. Bases 1 to 1371 code for a protein of 456 amino acids.
AUGGCAGGGGACUCCAAGGCCACCACUCCCCCUAGCGCCGGCAAAUCACCAGCUUGUACUUUACCCUCCGACAAGGUCUUCUCCAUCCAGAUUGGCUCGGAGCUCUUUCGCCUUUCUGGAGCCUCAAUUGCCUCGGACGCACCCUCCUAUUUCUCUCGCUUCUUCGAGGAACAAUUGCGCCUGGUCGAUGCCUCCAAUGUUCGAACCCUCUACAUUGAUCGCGACCCAGCCACCUUUCAAGACAUCGCCCGCCAUCUUCAAGGCUACCAUGUCCGACCUCGAGAUGGCGCCCAAUUCGUGAAGCUAUUCGCCGACGCCCAAUUCUACACCUGUCAGAUCCCCCGCCCAAUUAACCCCCAAUUUUGCGACCGAGUCCGUGCUGAUCCAACCACAGUGCCACGGUUGAUGUCCCAAUUAUUCGAGUCCGAGAUCUUCAUCCAGAUCGGCGACCGCCACUUUCAGAUCCCUCGUGAUAUCUUCUCCGGCCCUGGUGAUUCCCCGAACUUCUUUUCCCUAGGUUUCGGUGCCUUUUUCGCCUCGCCCUCCGAAGUGUUCCCCGGCCUAGACCGUGUCGGCCUGCUUCGACCCCCUGCUAUCAUACCCCCAAGCGUUCCCAAUCGGUCUGCAGACGUAUUCGCAGAAUUGCUGCACCUGCUACGCGGAUACCCACUGCACAUUCGAAAUGCCGACCAUCGUGCAGAGCUACUACGGGAUUGUCGAUAUUUCCACCUUCGCGGUCUAGAGCAGAAGUUGAUUCCCCAUCACAUCAGUUAUAACCCCUUCCGUCAACGCUCGGAGAUUGUCAUUCGCUUGGAAGAUGUACGACCCUCGGGUGUGCAGUUCGCGCCCGAUACAACUUCUCGAACGGGCGUUGGGUCGGUUCUGUAUGCUCGCCCCUUCGUCGACGAGAACCCGGCCGACUUGAUCCUGGAGAUUGCAGAUGCCUCUACGUUGGUUAACAGAGCCGCUCGCCGGGCAGACUUUGUUGGAUUGACCAAGUCUCGCAUGGCCAGCUUGCUCCAGGUAGUGGCUAAGAAGAUGGGUCUUCCAGAUUCCAAAUUCGGUACGAUUCCCAUCAGGGUUCGCUGGGGACAGGCUACGGAUAUUGUAGUCGACGGUGAAUCAAACCCGACCUGCCCGGCGAAUUUUGCGCCGGACUUGGAGACGGAUGAUGAUUUGCCGCCAGCCAAGCGCCACCGAUCAGAUGCAUCCGAGGGGUCUUACAGCGAACCCUGCGUAGUGAGGACGGGACAAUGGCGACUACAGGUGGAAGCGGACAACAAUGGUACAUACGAGGUAGUCCUAAUCGCGGUCAAGUUGGAUACGUGGACAACUGCCCAAGUGCGAAACCAGUAUCAAAAGUUCCUCUAA